ACACUUAUUUCCGCUAUGGAUCGGACUGACGUUGAGUGGCUUGAUGCAGCGCCCAUAAAACACGGCGUGUCGUCUACGUUAAGUAACACUCACUAAGUCACUGUUCACCCGAGACACGCUCACAACAUGGCAAACGCAGUCAGGGAAGUUGAAUCUUUGGUGGAGUUCCACCAAAUCCUGAAGGACUCUGGCGACAAGCUGGUUGUGGUGGACUUCACAGCCACCUGGUGCGGCCCCUGCAAAAUGAUCGCCCCAAUAUUUGUGAAAGAGGCGUCAAAGCCUGAGAACAAGAACGUGGUUUUCCUGAAGGUCGACGUGGAUGAUUGUGAAGAUGUCAGUAAAGAAUGCGGGAUCAGCUGCAUGCCCACUUUCCACUUCUACAAGAACGGCGCCAAGGUGUUUGAGUUCUCCGGCGCCAACGUGGACACGUUGUUGGAAAAGCUGGUGGCUCUGAGAACAUGAGGUCCCGGCUCCGCUCCCCCUCAGUAACGCCACCGUAGCCCUCGAUGCACGCGUGAGAAAACUCCAGUGGCUAGUCGUGUGACCAUCAGGAUGUCUCUUCCACACAGGCGUCUGGGGGACAUGUCCUUUUGUCCUUCUGUUUCUGUCAUCAGAAUUUUGAAUUAAAACCUCAUGACCACUUUUAGAUCAGUCUUUUUUUUAAUUUGAAAUGGGCUUUGCUCCUGACUCAUUCCUGAGGUCUGUUCAAAGUGGAUUGUAAUAAUAAAAGAUGGCUAACAGGAA
Pungitius pungitius (ninespine stickleback) is the source of this 744-nucleotide messenger RNA. RefSeq names its product thioredoxin (gene txnb). Lineage: Eukaryota; Metazoa; Chordata; Actinopteri; Perciformes; Gasterosteidae. Gene Ontology annotation, cellular component: cytosol. Gene Ontology annotation, molecular function: protein-disulfide reductase activity. The transcript is spliced from 5 exons. The record is from RefSeq and is a predicted model, not a curated record. The coding region runs from base 127 to 462 and encodes 111 amino acids.